AAAGGAUAACAACGAAAAAUGCACGACCUAUUUACAACCGUCCUGUCCAAAAGGGACCUAUCCCGGGCCGGUGAACUGUUUUCCAUAGCUGAUUACGAGAUUGUAAAUGAUCUCACCGAAGUGUUGGAAGAGAUUUCGUCCAUCAUCUCCCACGAAGACUAUCUGCACAACAGUAACGACCAAUCUGUAAUAGAAAUCUGCAUCAACCGGGUAACGUCUUGCAUCAAGAAGACGCACACAAUCGAAAAGCACUGUGCCGGGCUGGUCAACCUGCUGGAGACAUGCCUUCGCUAUAAUCUACAACCAACGGGGAAGGAUGUGGAUCCACCACAUGCGAAAAUAUCGUCCGACAUAAUUUCCAGCAUCUUUCUGAACUACAACAAGCAAGUCGUGAUGGAGGUUACGUUGCCCGUUGCGGUCAAAUUUCUCAACCAAGGAAACCUCGAACUGUCCCGCAACCUCGCCAGCUACCUAUCAUCGGCCGCGAUCGAGUACUCGUACCUUCUUUCCCCACACGUGCACGUUAUCCUCGAAUCACUGCUCAGCGGCAACUAUGGCCUUUGUCACGUCCUGUCCCAAAUCUACGAAGCAACACCAGACCCCAUCAACGAUGCAGGGCCAAAGUUUGUGGAAAUUGUGCCACGGUGCGAGCUGCAGGAGCAGCUGGUCAUUCUGCAGCUGCUCGUAACGAUCGCCAAACAGAAACCUUCCUGCCUAACUGAAAGCAUUCCUUGUCUGCUAGAGCUAGCCACAACACGGCCGCCACUAUCGGCGGCGGCCCUACUCGUGCUACUAAAGCUAGCCGAAUCCAAACCGAUCAAGCUGGCCGAAUAUACGGAAGCGUUCAAGCUGAUCGCUCACUCCGUACCGCAGACGGUAGGUUUCGCCGCACAAAUCCUCUCCGCCAUUGGGCGUUGUGGGAAGGAUCGGGCCCAAGUUGCGCUGGACUUUGUGCUGGAGCAUCUGCCACGGGCCGAUCGGCCAUUGCAGACGAUUCUGCUGAACGAAGCAACAAAACUGUGCACGAAGUAUCCGGUGCUGUUUACGGACAAAGUUACCUCGGUCGUACGGCAACGGCAGCUAAGCAAUAACAGUCAGAUUAAGCAGACUGCGUCCGGUGGGGUGACGAUUGUGAAUCUAAAUUCGUCUGCUACGCUUCCCACACCAACAGCCACUGGGCUAGGGACGACUGCGAAUCCUGCGUACUCUAGCAGUGUGCAAGGCAAUGGAGGAUCCUCUAAUGGACCGUCCACUAUUGCUGGGGUUGGUAUGAUAGGUACUAGCUCCGUUGGCUACACCCAACACGUACUCGAUCAUGGCCGGCCUAUAGUGUCGAAAACGCCGAACGUGGCCAUUAUAAGCAAUGGACAUACGCACACCGGUGGUACGAUGAUGUCGACCACCGUCAUCAACACCUCGAACGGUACAACGCUCAGUUCGACCAUCCAUCCGGCAUUGCUCACCAACUUUAUGAAUGCGGCAAACGGAAUGCCUAGCACUGGUACGUCCACGGCAACCAGUGUCACCACAGGGACGGUAUUAAAUGGAUCUAGUGUUGUCUCUCCGACGCCACAUCACACGGGAUACACCCGGAACCGACCGAAGCUAGGGGAUUCGCGCAGUACCGGACGGCUUCAUUCUGGUGGCGGUGGUAGCAAUAAGAGUACGACUCGUCUUAACAAUGCCGGCGGAUCAAUGGGUGGACUGCACAAGUCGCGGCUUGGCUCAUCGCAACUCAUCAAUCAAUUCAACGGCGAUAUCGGACCGGGCGUAUCGAUUGAUCCAGAAAAAUCGACCACCGUCGGUGCCGGUGGUACGAACGGUGGACCAUCGGUGGUGGACGGUUCUUCCACUGUGCACAACAACAUCAUCAUGCACAGCAACAGUCAUCAUUCGAGCGGAAAUGUCGCUAUCAAGGGUAUGAUGGCCAGCAGUGGAAGUGGAGGCGGUUUGUUGGGGAACUCGAUUCCGCCACCCCUUAGCCAGCACGUGACGAUAACGGGCGAGAACAAGUGGGGCAUACCACAGACGAAGAUUACGUCGUGUGGCGUUACCGUCACGACGUCGCCCACCCGUGCACCGCGGCCAUAUUCGCACGGUCCGAGCAAUACACUGAUGGGAUCGACCGGUGCGCUCGGUGGCAAGAGUUCGCUCGGCGGGCUGAAUCAAUCAACCGGAUCGAUCGGUAUCCAAGUGCACCAUGCAUCUCCAGCCUCACCGACGAUGUUUAACAAUCAUUCGCAGCAAACAUCGCCGCAAUUAACGACAACGCUAUCGCUUCAUUCAAGCGACGAUCCAAGCAAUCAGGUAAUUGUAUCCGGUCCCGCAACCGUAACAACCCGUCCCCGGCACAACGACAACCGUAGCGUAACGAUUCUGAACGCGUCAUCAACCACUACGCGGAUGAGCGUGUUCGAACCAUACCCAAUGCGAGACACCAUUCAACACUUCUGCGAAAAGCAUCUGGACAAGAUCAAAUCCUACACGGAAGCGGUCGCGCACCGCAUUCCACCACCGGCCAAAUGUAUCAUCGAGGAACGGCGUGCGAAAAAGAUGGCCAAACUCCACUUCGCCUGCCAGGUGCGGGGGCCACACUGUCUCUACUCGCGCACCAUGUUCACGAUGCGUACACGCAACCCACGCACCUGGAUCCAUUUGAUGUUUCUCGAUCUGCAGGCACGGGCCGGCAAGAAUGCGCUCAGCAGCUGGGACCCGAGCGUUAGCCGUCUCAAACACUGCUGGGACACACUCAAGUGUGAAAAUCGAACGUUCAUCACGCUCGUCACCAGUGCGUUCCCAAAUGGCAAAGAGCAGGAAGCACUUGUGAACGAACUGCGCCAUGCCGGGUUCUUUGACGUGUUCGAAAUGGGGCCAGUAAUACUCGGUCCGGGAAGUGUACCGGCCGGUACAACAACUACCGGCGAAACCCAGACGGCAAGUGGUGCAUCUGGUUCGACUGGUACCACCACAUCCGGCGUAGGUUCAACGUCCGGCGGUGAUGCAAGUGCUGCGUCCAACGGUGGCAGCACGGAAGAUCUGGAAGUGUUCCAGUGGGGUUGCUUCCUUUGCCACCAUCCGGAGAAAGCGAUCGGCUUUCUGCACGGUAACAAUCAACCGGUCAUUGAGGGCCAGCUGAAGGAGAAGAAGGGAAAAUGGCGCUUGUUCCGACGAUGGCGCACGCGGUACUUUACGCUGUCCGGUGCGCACCUAUCGUGCAAGGGGUCGGUCAGUGAGGCCGGUGGUGAAAGUAUCGACGUCAACCAGAUCCGAUCGGUGAAGGUGUCCCGGGGAGCACGCAACAUCCCGAAAGCGUUCGAAAUCUUUACCGGCGAUCAGACGCUUAUCCUCAAGCCCAAGGACGGUAACAAGGCGGAAGAAUGGGUGCAAUGUUUGAGCAUCGUGCUAGCGCACUCACAGGCACGCGACAGUCCAACGACACGCACCAACAGUCUUCCGGCGCGCAGUAUUGGCAACAGUCGGACGGUCUUCUAG
Molecule: messenger RNA, 3492 nt
Organism: Anopheles maculipalpis
Lineage: Eukaryota; Metazoa; Arthropoda; Insecta; Diptera; Culicidae
Gene: melt
Product: protein melted
Exons: 7
Coding region: 19-3492 (1157 amino acids)
Biological process (GO): regulation of signal transduction
Cellular component (GO): plasma membrane
Molecular function (GO): phosphatidylinositol-5-phosphate binding
Source: RefSeq, a predicted model, not a curated record